Molecule: messenger RNA, 2297 nt
Organism: Thrips palmi
Lineage: Eukaryota; Metazoa; Arthropoda; Insecta; Thysanoptera; Thripidae
Product: vesicular glutamate transporter 2-like
Exons: 10
Coding region: 366-2018 (550 amino acids)
Biological process (GO): monoatomic anion transport; transmembrane transport
Cellular component (GO): plasma membrane
Molecular function (GO): transmembrane transporter activity
Source: RefSeq, a predicted model, not a curated record
GUCGUGCAGAGCGGCCCGAGGCGUUAAGCGGCAGGGAGGCAGGAAGGCACUCCGAGGCGGCGGUCCUGGCGGUCCUGCUCGCGUCGCGCCAGAAAGGGAAGGGAAGGACCUCCACUUUGUGAGGGCGAGCGCAUCGCCGCUGUCCACGCCGUUCCACAGUGCCGCGCUCAUGAGUCUGUCUGGCCGCGCUAGUGCGCGCUAGCCGCUCCCGGUCGCACAGGUGCCCCACGGCUUAGCCCCUCGGCUUGGCCCCGGCACGGCCGCCACCUCCGAGACCAGCGGGGUCCACGACGACCGGCCCGCGCACCGCCCAAGGCACCGCCAGCACGCCCUGCAGUAGUGAGGAGAGCGACCCGGCCCGCAGCAUGGGUACUUCCCCAGAAUGCAUGACCACGCGGCGCGUGCUGUGGCUGCUGGUGUUCUUCGGCUUCGCCGUCAACUACAUGAUCCGGAUUAACAUCAACAUCGCCAUCGUCGGCAUGGUGCGGCACCCCAAGAGCAAGGGUGGCCGCGCCAGCGACGAGUGCCUCCCCGCCGCCACCGUCUCGGCGGGCAACGCCAGCGGCAGCGCCAGCGGCAGCGGCUGGGGAGUGGCGGCCAUGCGCGGCGCCGGCCUCAACGGCAGCCUCGCCGCCUUCAACGAGUCCAGCGGCACCUUGAACGGCUCGAGCCUCGUGCUCGCGUUCCUCGGCCACUCCAACGACACGGCUGCCGUGGCCAAGGCCGUGGCCGCCCCGGACGACCACGAGGAGUGGUCGCGCUUCGACUGGGACGAGCGGCAGCAGGGCCUGGUGCUGGGGGCCUUCUUCUGGCUGCACUGGCUCACGCAGCUCCCCGGCGGCAUCCUGGCGCGCCGCUUCGGCACCAAGCUCGUCUUCGGCCUGAGCAACGCGCUGCCCGGACUCAUGGCGGCGCUCAUCCCGGCCGCCUCGCACUGGGACUACCGCGCGCUGCUCGCCAUCCGCCUCGUGCAGGGCAUCAUCGCGGGCUUCUGCUGGCCGGCCAUGCACUUCCUCACCGCCCAGUGGAUCCCGCCCAACGAGAGGAGCAAGUUCGUGACGGCCUACAUGGGCAGCUCGGUGGGCGCCGCACUCACCUUCCCGCUGUGCGGCCUCGUCGUGCAGACCAUGGGCUGGCCCUCCGUGUUCUACGGCUGCGCGCUGCUCACCGCGCUGUGGCUGGUCGCUUGGUGGAUGCUGGUCUUCGACACGCCGGCCCAGCACCCGCGCAUCGCCCCGGAGGAGCGCCUUGCCAUCGAGAAGGCCAUCGGGCACCUCGUGGGGAACCCAAGGACGCAGAGGACGCCGUGGAAGAGCAUUCUGCUGUCCGGCCCGGUCUGGAUCAACGUGGUGGCGCAGUGGGGUGGCAUCUGGGCGCUCUUCACGCUGCUCACGCAGGCCCCGACCUACUUCAACAACGUGCACCACUGGGACGCCGGCAUGGCUGGCCUGCUGUCCGGCUUGCCGCACCUCUGCCGCAUCAGCGUGGCCGCCACCGUGUCGCAGGUGGGCGACAACCUGCUGCGCAAGGGCGUCAUCUCCAGGACCACUCUGCGCAAGAUCGCCACGGCCGUCUGUGACAUCGGCAUGGGCCUCUUCAUCCUGGGGCUGGCGUGGUCGGGCUGCGACGCCCUCAUGGCCGUCGUGUGCCUGACCCUGGCCACAGGGUGCCACGGGGCGGUGUCCACGGGCCCGCUCGCCAGCAUGGUGGACAUGAGCCCCAACUACGCCAGUAUCGUCCUGGGGAUCUGUGCCUGCAUCACCGCGAUGCCAGGGUUCAUUUCGCCCUACAUCGUAGGGCAGCUCACUCUGGGGAAUCAAUCCACUGAGCAAUGGAAGAAGGUUUUCGUCAUAAGUGGGCUAAUGUCGAUUGGAACAGGUCUUCUGUACGUGGUGCUGGCAGACUCGGAGGUGCAGCCGUGGAAUAACCCAGAGAUCAGUAGCACAGAUCAAGAAAAAGAGUUGAAGGCUCUUAACAAGGAAGAAAAGAAUAAAGAAGGGGAAUGCAUAAAGUCAUAAAAUUAUGUAUGUGAUAUAUAAAAGACUGAAAUACAAUAAAUCAAAAUGGCACACAAGCAAUAAGUGCUAAAAAAAAGAAAAACAAGAUCACAGCAGAAUUUGGGACAUUAACAACAUACCCUACUAGUUUAUGGGUGAUAAAAACAUUUAAAUUUGGUACAUAUUUCAAAAAUGUCAGUUUGGGAAUACAGGAACAUCAGAAAAAAAAAAUCACGCACAAUAUUGUUAAACAUUAUUUUCAACUACCUUCCUGUUGAAUAAAGGUGGCAAUGUGUCUUU